This is a messenger RNA of Aplysia californica (California sea hare), 2484 nucleotides long. RefSeq names its product metallophosphoesterase 1. Gene Ontology annotation, molecular function: hydrolase activity. Gene Ontology annotation, biological process: GPI anchor biosynthetic process. Lineage: Eukaryota; Metazoa; Mollusca; Gastropoda; Aplysiida; Aplysiidae. The record is from RefSeq and is a predicted model, not a curated record.
UGCUGCAGGCAGUCAUGAUGGGAAUAUUGGAAAAAAGAUGCUUUGAGUCAGUGUCCCGUCGCCUAGUGAGAGCUGUGGUCAUUGCCUUCCUGUUUUUCCUGUACUGUGAGGUAAUACACUAUUGUGUGGUGUUGCUGCAAUGUACUUGGCCUUCGCUGCCAGUCUCCUCUUCUCCCAGAGGUCACUCUAAGGGUCAACUGAAGGUCAUGUUCAUCGCUGACACUCAUUUGUUGGGCUUUAGAAAAGGUCAUUGGUUUGAUAAACUUAGAAGGGAAUGGCAGAUGAAACAAGCCUUCCAGACAAGUAUGGUCAUUCACAAGCCCGAUGUAGUCUUUGUACUAGGUGACUUGCUGGAUGAAGGCAAAUGGUGUGAUGAUGAUGAGUUUAACUACCACGUGUCUAGAUUCAAAUCUAUGUUUGCCGUGCCACAGGGCACAGAACUCCAUGUUGUAUCUGGAAAUCAUGAUGAAGGUUUUCACUACAUGAUCACAGACCACAAGCACUUGAGGUUUGAACGUAGCUUUGACUCCCCAUCAGUUCGCAUGUUGCGGAUAAAGAACAAUAUUUUUGUGCUUGUCAACUCAAUGGCAAUGGAAGGUGACCACUGUACUCUCUGUACAGCUGCGGAGGAUCAGUUGCAGAAAAUAGCCACAAAGCUUGCUCAGCUGCGUAACUGUGGAAAGCGAUCUUCAAGUGAUGACAGCUGUUCUGAGUUUCAAGGCAUACAAUACACAAAGCCAGUUCUUUUGCAGCACUUCCCGAUGUACAGACAAUCUGAUUCUGUGUGCAAUACUGAGGAUUCAGCACCCCCAGAAGAGAAAAACAUUCCUUUUCGACUUCGAUAUGACUGCCUUGAUCAGAGAUCCUCAAACCAAUUAUUUUCCCUGUUACAACCACGCCUUGUUGUGAGUGCUCACACCCACCAUGGCUGUUAUCUCGUCCACCCGAAUGGAGUCCCAGAGUGGUCAGUCGCUUCUUUCAGCUGGCGCAACAGGAACAAUCCUACUUUGCUACUGGCCCGCAUUGACAGCAAUCAUCAUGUCGUCUCUCAAUGUUUUAUGCCAAAGGAGAGUACAAUCAUGAACAUCUACAUCCUUGGUGGAAUUGUCUCAUUUCUCAGUCUCUUCUGGCCUUCAUCAGGACUUGGAAGAAGGAAAAAGUUCUGGUGACAUCUUUUGUACUAUUGCCUGAAGGAUGUAUGGAUGAGUAGAUAACGACGGUGGUAUGGUUUUUAAAAAGUCAAGUUCUGAAAUACCUGUAUCACAAAGGCAAAUUUACUUCCCAUUGACUCAUUUUACCUUUGUUGUAAAGCACAACGAAGCAUUUACCUUUAUCAUCUUUAUAGAGUUCUCUCAUUUCCUGUUCAUUGUACUUUACAUGACCAGGAACAACUUUGUCAGUAGAUUUACUUACUGUCUUUCACCCAGGAAAAAACCUGUGUUAAAAAGAACGUGUUUUAUUAUUUUUUGUUAUGGCUAAAUGACUUAAUAAACUGUCUUGGAUUUUUUUUUAAACCUCAUUUUGUAACAUAUUGUAUUGAUUUUAGUGUAUAUUCACAAAUCAGAGACAUUGUAUAUCUUUCCAUGGUAAUGUUUUAAAUGUGUCCUGUUUGAGGAGGAGACUGAAAACAUGCUUAAUGCUAGGAGCAUUUCUUUGCACUUUUUAUUUGAUGUUGGUUGUGCCUGAAAAGUAAUAUUGGAGGAAAAAGAGUGAAUGUAAAACUGUUUAAGUGUUUAUCAUAGUGGGCUUUCAUCCUGAUUGCAUGUUUAGUGAAAGUGUUUGGCACAGCUACCUCAGUGGCAUGUUUGAGAACAUUGCUCCUAGAACUGAAAUGUGCUAAAUAUACCUUACGUUAAGUACAAUUAUAAAUGACUCUUUGUUUGCAGUGCAUUUGUUUGAUUUUAACAAAGAAAAAAAGAUAAGAAAAUGUCCAUGUUUUAGAUGUGGUGCUAAUGCAGAAUGGCCAGAAUUAACUAGAAAGCAAAAAAGACUAACAAUGAGAUGUGUCUGAUUCUCCACUCAGGACAACCCCUGUUUAACGAAAUGAAAAGUAGAAAAUUACAGUACUUUGGUCAUAUGUACCAGAUGCCCUCAGACCAUUAUGAAGAAAAUAAUCAAAGGCAAGAUGUGGGUCAAAAAGGGCCAAAGAUGGACUGAAAACAAUGUGGUCCGAUAACAUCAAGGCAUGGACUGGCCUAAGUAUGACAGAGUGUUUAACAGCAACCAGCAACUAUAAGCAAUGGCGGCUUUUUGCGCGUCAAACUCUGAGCCAAAGAUUUUCUGGAUAAUUUUUUUGUAAACACAAACUGUAUAAUAUGAUUUUCUUCGUUUUUUUCUGCUGUGUUCUUCAAUGUGCCAGAUAAAGAUUGUCAUUGUCAUUGUCAUUGUCAUUGUGUGUUUAGUACUGUGCAAGGAAUCAGUACCAACCUAGCAUUCCGUAUCUAUCAUUAUAAUAAAGGUAUUUAAUAAAGACACUGCAGUGGA